AUGAGCGCCACGGAAAUGGUUCCAGCGACUCUUGCAGCACUCAAGUGCUGCCAAGUGGCAACAAAAUAUCUGCAAAUGGAACUCUCAAUCAUCUCGAUACUUUCCUCAGUAAGACAAAAUUCCGCUCGAACUAAACAAAGUCCCAGUGACCACUAUGUGAAACGGUACUUAUCAACUGCCAACAUGAGACUUCUGAUAUCAGACAAGGACAAGAAGUUCAUUCUAUGCAGGGAGGAAGACUUUUUACGCAGGGCCACAAACUUUCUCAACCAGCUGCAAGCUGUCAUCUUACCGGAAGACCCAACACCAUCUGUGUUAAGAAAAAGAAAGAAAAUAAUUACUCUCCCAGGAGUUACUUCUGUUCUUUCGGGAUGCCUGGAUCCCCCAUCUAACAUCACUUGCCCCAGACUUUUCUUUGAGGCAAAAACGCACAAAAAGAGCUGGCCGUUAAGGCCUUUAGUCAAUAAGCGGUCCCAUCCGACAUACUUCCUUGAAAAAGCGCUUGCUAGAUUGCUAAGUGGGCUACUUCCUCCCUUCUUCCAAGUAGUGUCCUCAUCUGUCACGGCUAAAGAAAGGUUAUGCGCUACGCUGGCUGGCUUGAAUCCAGAUAGUUACACAUUUUAUAAAAUGGAUGUUGUUGCGUUGUACCCUUCAGUACUGCACUUCGAAGCGGUGAUGCUAGCCAAUACCUUACUUAUCAAAGAGGGCUUUACUGCACAACAAGUUUUAGAAGUUUGCGACGCAUUGCUCUUUGUUACGGAGCACAAUUACUUCUGCUUCAAUGGAAAGAUUUAUCUGCAGAAACAGGGAGUGCCGAUGGGCUCACCACUGUCAGCUGUAUUGGCAGAACUUAUCAUGCGGCAUGUUGAACACAGCAUUUUUAAAGUCCCUCUCACUAUAGCUUACCCCUUAAUUUAUUUAAGAUACAUAGAUGACAUUAUUUUGACGUGGCAGGAUACGGAAGACUCCUUCCAG
This is a messenger RNA of Centruroides sculpturatus (bark scorpion), 975 nucleotides long. RefSeq lists its product as uncharacterized. The transcript has a single exon. NCBI's taxonomy places the organism in Eukaryota, Metazoa, Arthropoda, Arachnida, Scorpiones, Buthidae. The annotation marks the transcript as partial. The record is from RefSeq and is a predicted model, not a curated record.